Vigna umbellata (rice bean) is the source of this 378-nucleotide messenger RNA. The record is from RefSeq and is a predicted model, not a curated record. NCBI's taxonomy places the organism in Eukaryota, Viridiplantae, Streptophyta, Magnoliopsida, Fabales, Fabaceae.
CCUGUUUCUUGCCACUUCGAUCAUAACAUCAAAACCUCUCUCUACACUUGUCUCUCUUCUCUCUCUCUCUCUCUGUCAUAAGCCAUUUUCCUAACAUGAAGCUCAUGAAUAAACCAUCACAGCUACGUGCUUUAUCCUGUUUCUGUUCCAUUCUGCUGCUUUUGGAAUUCGUUUUCGUUGCUGCGGAAGAUCCUUAUAGAUUCUUCGACUGGACCGUCACCUACGGUGACAUUUAUCCUCUAGGGAUUAAACAGCAGGGUAUUUUGAUCAAUGGCCAAUUCCCAGGCCCUGAAAUCUAUUCUGUUACCAAUGACAAUUUGAUCAUUAACGUACGCAAUAACUUGACCGAGCCGUUUCUUCUUUCAUGGUAACCCCUCU